This is a messenger RNA of Trichoderma aggressivum f. europaeum, 1944 nucleotides long. RefSeq lists its product as uncharacterized. The record is from RefSeq and is a predicted model, not a curated record. Gene Ontology annotation, cellular component: endoplasmic reticulum. NCBI's taxonomy places the organism in Eukaryota, Fungi, Ascomycota, Sordariomycetes, Hypocreales, Hypocreaceae. The transcript has 2 exons. The coding region runs from base 1 to 1944 and encodes 647 amino acids. Gene Ontology annotation, biological process: GPI anchor biosynthetic process.
AUGCCCCCCUCCAACCUCUCCGUGGCAGAGGAGAUCUACAGCGGCAUCGCCACCUUGCUGCAGCUGCUGUGGAAAUGGAUCAAAGGGCCGGGCAUGCACAGGGCCGCUAUCGUCGCCGCCGCGGUGAUGCGCCAGGUGCGGCGGAACAUGACGGCCAAGAGGCUGCUGAGCUUCCCCCACCUGCUGGCCUUUUUCUGGAUGCUUCUCUUGUUAUGGGGAGAGCGCUGGAUCUACACUAACCAUGUCAACGUCUGCAACUGGAAGAGCUGGGAGAAGUGGCCCAAAGGCGCAACUCCCCAUCACCUCGUCCUCGUCGCUGAUCCGCAAAUCCUCGAUCCUCACACCAACCCCGACUGGCCAUCAGCGGUGCUGGCCACCGUCGUCACCAUCACCGACAGAUAUCUCAAGCAGAGCUACAAUGCGCUGCUGCACACGCUGCACCCGGACAGCCUGUUCUUCCUGGGCGACAUGCUAGAGGGCGGCCGCGAGUGGAAGACGAGGCAGGGCCUCUUUGUCGAUCCCAAAUGGGGAGUGCGUGGGCGCACGGCCAAGGAGCAGAGAUGGGUCAAGACGUGGCAUCGAAAGUACGGCGACGACUUUUGGCUCAAGGAGUACCAACGCUUUGGGGAGAUUUUCUUCGACAACUGGAAUAUCGCGGGCAGUUCGCCGGGACCCUGGCAAAGAGGCAGGAAGCUAGUGGCGAGCUUGCCCGGAAACCAUGACCUCGGCUUCGGCGCCAUGGUCCAGGUGCCGGUAAGAGACCGUUACCAGGCGUAUUUUGGAGACGGAAACCGGGUCGACGUUGUGGGAAACCACACCAUUGUCUCGGUCGACGCCGUCUCCCUGAGCGCGGGAACGUCUACUCAGAGGGGUAGCCAUGAUCUGUCGUCCAUCUACGGCCCCGUCCACGAGUUCCUGGACGGUGUUCAGUCUACAAAGCGGAAGAUGGCGCAGAACGAACUGAAGUUCUGGUACGGCGUUGAGCGGGAGAUCAAGUUCAAGCACCACGUCGAGGAGCUAGACAAGGCAGACUUGACCCGGUGGUCAAGAGAUCCUGGGCCGGGCGCUGCUGACUUCCCCACGCUUCUCCUUACUCAUGUUCCUCUCUAUCGUGAGCCUGGUACGCCCUGUGGCCCGCAACGUGAGCACUGGCCACAGAAGAAAGGAUCCGACGAGAAAGAUCCUGCCAAUGCUAUAUCAGUGGUAGCCGGAUACCAAUACCAGAACGUGCUUUCGGAAGAGGAUUCCGUCAAGCUCGUCAAGAGCAUCGGCAACGUCGUUCAUGCCUUCUCGGGCGACGACCACGACUACUGCGAACUCGUGCACUCUGACGCCAAAGAGAAUGUGCGGGAGAUUACCGUCAAGACGAUGAGCAUGUCGCAGGGAGUGCCGACCCCAGGCUUUCUCAUGGUCAGUCUCUACAACCCAAUCGACAAGGACGGCAAGCCCCUCCCCGGCUCGCCCGAGAAGACGGUGCAAACCCAUCUUUGCCUAUUACCAAACCAACUCGUUAAAUACAUGAAUUACGUCGCAUUUUGCGUCUUCUCCCUCAUCCUCCUCGCCGUCAGGGCCUUCUUCGUUCCCGUCCUGCGCCUCACCCCGUUUGCCCUUCCGCCCGAACGAAGGGGCGCCAGCCUCCCCAUUUACAAGGACAAGGUUGAGCCGCCGAUCACGCCCUCGUCUAGCUCGAGCAACGGCGCCGGCAGCACGCGCUGGGCUGGCAAAAAGGGCAAACACAGACCUCGACGGAGCCUGGCCGACGGCAAGUGGCCGCGGAUCACGAUCAACGAAGACUACUACGACACCAGCACGUCGUGGAAAACAACGACCGGCAGGGGGGAUCGGUUCUCGGUCAAGGUCAUGGUCACGGAGAUGUGGACGACGACGUGGAGAGUAACUUGGAUCGCGGUACUGAUUUGGAUCUACCUGAUACGGAACGGCUAA